This is a messenger RNA of Carassius gibelio (silver crucian carp), 2006 nucleotides long. RefSeq names its product junctional adhesion molecule A-like. Gene Ontology annotation, biological process: regulation of membrane permeability; cell adhesion; intestinal absorption. Lineage: Eukaryota; Metazoa; Chordata; Actinopteri; Cypriniformes; Cyprinidae. Gene Ontology annotation, cellular component: bicellular tight junction. The record is from RefSeq and is a predicted model, not a curated record. The coding region runs from base 208 to 1035 and encodes 275 amino acids. The transcript has 8 exons.
ACGGCCCAUGUAACACAGUAUCGCUCCGAUCACUCAAGCAGGGCGUUUGUCUACCUUUCAGCUUUUCAUUACUCAGCUGAGCUUUGCGAGGGCAUAGCAAAUACACAACUCCCUGGAAGUUCUCGUAAAGUAAUAUAAAACCAGCUUUUUAUUUAUUUUUAUCUUUAAAAAAAAGGAAUAUUUUGGAAGCCAUUGGAGCAAGUGGAUAUGUUGACCUUUGUCUUUGUGUGCCUCGCUAUUUCAGUCACAGGACUGCGUGCUUUUACGGUUACUGUUGCUAAUCCCUCAGUACAGGUGAAAGAGAAUGAGGGAGUUGACUUGAAAUGUACCUACAGUUCUGACUUUGGGACAUCACCCAGAGUAGAAUGGAAGUUCAGGGAUCUCAAGGGAUCUCAAACAUUGGUCUACUUUGAUAACCAGCCAACUGGGAACUAUGCAGGCCGUAUCACAGUGUAUGAUGGAGGACUGAGAUUUAACAAGGUGACACGAGCAGACAACGGAAACUAUGAUUGUGAGGUGUCUGGAAAUACUGGAUAUGACGAGAAGACCAUCAAACUCACAGUCCUUGUGCCUCCUUCCAAGCCUGUAUCCAGAAUCCCUUCAUCCGUCAGGACAGGCAGUAACGCUCGCCUGACCUGCUUCGACACAGAUGGCUCCCCUCCAUCCAGCUAUAAGUGGUACAAAGACAACAUUCUCCUCCCCGAGGAUCCAACCUUGUCCUCCAAUUUUAAGAACCUCACUUACAAGAUGGAUGUUAAAAAUGGUAACCUGGACUUUGCGAGAGUAUCUAAGUUGGAUACCGGUUCAUAUUUCUGUGAGGCCAGUAAUGGAGAAGGCGCCCCUCAGCGUGGAGAUGCAAUGCGCAUGGAAGUCCAUGAUCUAAAUGUUGGUGGCAUUGUUGCGGCAGUUAUUAUUGCUUUGCUGGCAGUUGGAUUGCUCCUCUUUGGUCUUUGGUUUGCCAGAAAAAAGGGAUAUCUGCCAAGUAAGUUCUUACUGCAUAAGUGUGUGUGUUUGAGAGCGAUUGAGAGAGAGUAAGAGAUUUAACUAUAAUAAUUAGAAAUUCAAAAUGAUUAACUUAUUUGCAUAUGCUUUUUUCCCCACAGAAAAAAUAGAAAGGUAAGAGUUGUUUUCUUAUCUGUGGCACAUUUAACCUUAUUUCUGACAUAUCAUACUAUAAAAAAAAAUUCUGUAAUGUAAUAUAUAUAAAUGAUCUCUUGCAGCAAGCCAAAACAAAAAGCGGUUUAUACACAGCCCGGAACAGAUGAUGAUGAGGAAUUCAGACAGAAAUCAUCUUUUAUUGUGUAGUCUGUGCUACUCUGCAUGAAACGUGGAGAUCUAGUGCCUAGAUCAAGUUCAUACAAAUCAGGAUCAGUGUAUAUGUGACGGGAAAUGCCUUCCUACUCUGCUUUCCUUGCUGGUUGACCAUAGACAUAUUCAAAAGCAGCAAUUGUAAAUGUUCAGAUUUAAUUUUAGGAAUCUAGACCUGUUUGGUUUUGUAGAAAUGAAUAGAAAUGUAAUUUGUUGAAAUAUGAUUAGUCUGUUAGUGGAACACAAACCUAAUGGGUCUAAGAUCAAUUAUCUAUUUAUAGAAUUCACUUUGUUGUUUAGUUAUGUGUGGACUAAGAUGUCCAGUGCUGUUUUUACACAACUCUGGACUAUGAGAUGGAAACUUUUUGGGGAAGAGAAGGUACUAUGAAUGUUCCCCAUUCAGGAUAUAAUAUCCCCUCUCCUUUAUAAAAACAUUUGCUGUACAUUGUAGUCAUUUGAUAUGUGGUUUAUGUCACUUUUUUAUGAUAGAGUACCUUGUGUUUUAUGUGUUUAUACCUUUUAUGAAAUGUAAAUAGAUCUUUCUGUCUUUUUAUUUGAUUUAUUUUAAGAUUUCAAAUGGUGCUUAAUUGGCCUUUCUGAAUUAUUAAUCUGGAAAGAAAUUACAUACUCCCUUUUGUUUGGUUUAACUUUUAAUGUGUUACUUGAUACCAUUCUUCUAAUAAAUGAAAUUUACUGAA